Molecule: messenger RNA, 1033 nt
Organism: Aaosphaeria arxii CBS 175.79
Lineage: Eukaryota; Fungi; Ascomycota; Dothideomycetes; Pleosporales
Product: manganese and iron superoxide dismutase
Exons: 4
Coding region: 151-846 (231 amino acids)
Biological process (GO): superoxide metabolic process
Cellular component (GO): mitochondrion
Molecular function (GO): superoxide dismutase activity; metal ion binding
Source: RefSeq, a predicted model, not a curated record
CGCCCUCGUUUCGCUCAUAUUUUGGUCUUGUAUUAGCUAAACAUCCAACCUCUAGACCUCCAUCAUCUCCCUACAGAGGACAAUAAAGUACACAGUACUCCGCCCAUUCCAUCUCUUAAUUGAGUACCUUGAACCAUCCAUCUAGCAACCAUGAACUCCACUCUCCUCCGCUCCACCGCUCUGCGCUCUGCUCUCCGCACCGCAGCCCCCAAGUCCGCUGCCCGCGCUGGCAUUGCCGGUACUACCUUCGUCCGUGGAAAGGCUACCCUUCCUGACCUACCAUAUGACUAUGGCGCACUCGAGCCCGCCGUCUCCGGCCAGAUCAUGGAGCUUCACCACUCCAAGCACCACCAGACCUAUGUGACCUCCCUGAACAACUUCUCCGAGCAGCUCGCCGAGGCCCAGCACAAGGAGGACAUUCAGUCUCAGAUUGCCCUCCAGCCCCUUAUCAACUUCCACGGCGGAGGUCAUAUCAACCACACCCUGUUCUGGGAGAACUUGGCUCCUACCUCCCAGGGCGGUGGUGAGCCCCCGUCCGGCCAGCUGUCCAAGGCUAUCAACGACAGCUACGGCAGCUUGGAUGCUUUCAAGGAGAAGUUCAACACCGCUUUGGCUGGUAUCCAGGGCUCCGGCUGGGCUUGGUUGGUCCAGGACACCCAGACCGGAAACAUCCAGAUCAAGACUUACGCUAACCAAGACCCCGUCGUCGGCCAGUUCCGUCCCAUCUUGGGUAUCGAUGCUUGGGAGCAUGCUUACUACCUCCAAUACCAGAACCGCAAGGCCGAGUACUUCAAGGCCAUUUGGGAGGUCGUCAACUGGAAGGCCGCCGAGAAGCGCUUCCAGUAGAUUAAUGCACGAAUGUUUAUGAGACAACAGAAAUACCCUGAUCCCCAACAAAAGCUUGCGUAACGAUAGGGGCGGGGCCCAUCAGUAGAUUGAUACAUAUAAUAGUGCCAGAUAGCGCAGCUUGCAGCAUAGUGUGCCAUACUUUCAAUGAAGAAGUGAAAUCGCAUAUACGUCUCAAGAAGAAUCU